This is a messenger RNA of Cladocopium goreaui, 888 nucleotides long. Lineage: Eukaryota; Dinophyceae; Suessiales; Symbiodiniaceae. The record is from the annotation of a GenBank genome assembly.
GCGAAAGUUUGAAGAAGCGGAUCCUCUCAAGCAGCUCAGUGAGCACCAUGGCCUCUGAGGCCGAGGAGAUGCGUCCCACCAAGGUGGGCAACAUGUCCAAAGCUCGCUCCUCGGGGUCGGUCUGCUCCAUGUGCCCCUCUGAGAUGCUCCUGGAAGAAGGCCAGAUUGCGCCCAUUAUGGAGGAGUCCGGGUGUCCCACCGUAGCCUCGGCCAAGGAUGGGACGAAGGUGGAGUUUACUCACAACCAAGUGCCGAAAAAUGUGAAUCUGGCGGCUGAGUUCUCCAAGAAGGGCUUGGAGAGCCCACCCACCACCAUGAUGAUUCGAAAUAUCCCCAACCGCUACACCCAGCGCGAGUUCAUCAAGGAGGUUGAUGAUCUGGGCUUUGCGGCCACCUACGACUUUCUGUACUUGCCCAUCGACAAGGGCACACUGUGCAAUGUGGGCUAUGCCUUCGUGAACUUCUUGGAACCCAGCGACGCGCAGCGCUGCUCGGAGGUUUUUUACAACUACGUCUUCCAGCGCUACCGCAAGGCACGAGGAAAGAUUUGCGCAGUGUCCAUUGCGCACUUGCAGGGAUUGGAAGCGAAUCUGCAACAUUACCAGAACUCCGCGGUGAACUUGGCGCCUCGCAUCAAACAACGAGGUCCCUUGAUCAUUCCACGCGGCACUAUCGCAAGCACCAUUUGCUGAUCGAUUUACCGUCUUUUGCUGCAGCGUACAGGGUGUCUUAGCCGCCAAGGCUGCGGGAAAUGGCAAUUCGCAACGUGUAAAGAGAGGCAUAGGCGAACACCAUGGAAAUGAUGGCGUGAUGACUUUGUCUGGCCCAAGUUGGCCCACAGUUUUUCAAAGGCCCAAUCUCCAGUUGUGUCUCAAGCGUGUUGCAACA